This is a messenger RNA of Corticium candelabrum, 953 nucleotides long. RefSeq lists its product as uncharacterized. The transcript has 6 exons. NCBI's taxonomy places the organism in Eukaryota, Metazoa, Porifera, Homoscleromorpha, Homosclerophorida, Plakinidae. The record is from RefSeq and is a predicted model, not a curated record. Bases 148 to 702 code for a protein of 184 amino acids.
UAUUCUUCUAGGGUUGCUUUGCUUGGAACAAAACAGCUACCUGCUCACUCUUGUCGACAAAUAGCUGAGCUUCGUCGUGAUGUGGGCAAUGGUGUUUAUCACAUCAAAAGUGUUGUUACUGGUGAUGCCUUUCCUGUUUUCUGCGAUAUGGCAAAGGGAGGUUACACAAUGGUGUACAAAGCGGUUAGUGGAGUAUCAGGCAAUGUUGCAAAUGUGUGGACUAAAUCUGGAGUGUCAAAUGAGGAACAAGUGGGUGCACUCAACACAAAUAACUUCUUCAAGGGUCACUACAAAAACAGAAUAGUUGAUGAAUGGAGAUUAUAUAGACCCAAAGAGAUUGUUGUUGUAUUGUACAAAGCAGGAGCUGAGGUGCUUAGGAUGGUUUUUGAUGGUCAUCUGUCCAACAAAAAUUCUUGGUUUAGCAAACAACGUCUUGUCUUCUCUCCUUACAUUGAUCUGAAAAGAAGUCCCACUAACUAUUUUGGAAUCCAAGGAGACAUAACUCGUGAAUGGUUUAUCAACAAAAGCUAUGGUGGUUGUGGAAGAGAUGCAGGAUGGCUUGUCUUUUACUCUCCUGGUAUCGUUUGCUCUUGGGAACCAAAAACCAAAUUUCAAAUUAAAUACAGUCGUGCCAAUAGAGUUCAGAACUGGUCAAGAGGUGAUGUGGGGGAAGCAGAUGUCAUGGCUGUCUUUGUUGACUGAUUAAGUGCAAGCUCUGGGCAAGCUGGUUGGAUUCUGUGUUUGUCAUGAUAGUUGUUUGUUGCGUCUGUAGUUAGGCUUUACAGAAGCUCAUCUGCUUAUUAUGGACAUCUAGUAGACAGUAGACCGUUAUUAGUAAAGGUGGUUGUCGCUGGAAGCUGCGCAUGUAGCUAUAGUAUGGCUUUAUCGCUUGUCUGAUUGUGCAAUUAUUGUCAUUGCAAACGUAAAUCAUUAUUCACACUUGUUUUUGUGCA